AUGGUUCAUUGGGAUGCCUUGGUUUGUAUAAUGAAGGAGAUGGGAAUACCGAAUAUCUUUACUAAUUGGGUGAUGAACUUAGUCAAUUCUGUUUGUUAUGUUUUUAAAGUCAAUGGCAGAUGUAUGGUGAGGAUGCAGCGUGCUCCGGAAUUUCAUCAUCAUGCCAAAUGCAAGCCACUUGAACUAACGAAUCUUGCGUUUGCUGACGAUAUUUUACUAUUUUGUAGAGGCGAAGCACAGUCUGUCCAGCUCCUAAUGAAUACUUUUCAGAGUUUUUCUGCUUCUACAGGGCUUAUUUUCAACCCUCGAAAAUGUAAGGCCUUUUAUGGUAGUGUUGAUGACGAGAACCGGCGACUUAUCCAAGCAAUUACAGGGUUUGAUGAAGGAAAGUUUCCUGUUCGUUACCUGGGAGUUCCCCUCAGCAGUAAGAAACUCAGUUUGAACCAAUAUCUUCCUCUUGUUGAUAAAAUUACUAGCAGAAUUCGACACUGGUCCUCAAAGAUGCUUAGCUAUGCUGGUCGUGUUCAACUUGUUCGUAGCGUUAUUGGGUCCAUAACUCAGUAUUGGAUGCUUAACUUUCCCCUCCCCAAAUCUGUUUUGAAGCAAAUUAAUACGAUUUGCCGCACUUUUGUGUGGACAGGUAAAUCGGAGACUAGCAGGAAAAGCCUGGUGGCUUGGCAUAAAGUAUGCAGCCCGCGUAAGCAAGGAGGACUGGGAUUACUAAAUCUUGCCAUUUGGAAUCAAGUAACACUCCUUAAAUGCCUUUGGAACAUUUGCAACAAAAGUGAUAGCCUUUGGAUCCGAUGGAUCCAUAAGGUUUAUUUGAAAGGGAAGGAUGUCAUGGAGGUCGAGGCGGGGCAGAGCUGGACAUGGAUAAUGAAGAAAGUUAUGAAUUGCAAACCGUUGAUCGCUUCAAUCAAUUUGGACUGGCAGCGUAUGCUCUCUAUCAGUAAGUUUUCUAUGAAAACUGUGUACAACCGAUUGAUUGAUGGUAAUUCUGUUUGUUGGCACAUUCUGUUGCGACGCAAUAUUGCUCGACCUAGAGCCCGUAUUACUCUGUGGAUGAUGUGUCAUGGCCAGCUUCCUACCAAGGAAAGGUUGUACAGAUUUGGGAUGUUGGAUAAUAAGAAGUGCAGUUUAUGUGAUCAAGUGGAGGAAACAGUGGAUCACCUCUUCUUUGAGUGUCCUGCUACUAAGAGAAUAUGGAAUGCAAUUCUAUACUGGCUGAAUAUUCAUCACUGUCCUUUGCCUUGGAACCUAGAGCUGAAUUGGAUUUUGGAGAAAACUAAAGGAAAAGGUUGGAGAGCUAUGCUCCUUAAGCUGGCUUUAACGGAAACAGUUCAUGAAAUUUGGUUAUUUCGUAAUGAUUUUAUCUUCAAUAGCGAUACUCAUAGAAAUAAAAUAGUGGAAAAGAUUAUUGAUUGUAUAGCAUAUAGAGGAUGGGUUAAUAGAAAACUUAGAUUGCAUGUGGCAAAUCUAAUGUUAUAG
Molecule: messenger RNA, 1488 nt
Organism: Vicia villosa (hairy vetch)
Lineage: Eukaryota; Viridiplantae; Streptophyta; Magnoliopsida; Fabales; Fabaceae
Exons: 2
Coding region: 1-1488 (495 amino acids)
Source: RefSeq, a predicted model, not a curated record